This is a messenger RNA of Anopheles coustani, 3893 nucleotides long. RefSeq lists its product as uncharacterized. Bases 276 to 3071 code for a protein of 931 amino acids. Lineage: Eukaryota; Metazoa; Arthropoda; Insecta; Diptera; Culicidae. The record is from RefSeq and is a predicted model, not a curated record. The transcript has 4 exons.
GAUCGCAAGGUUGAUUUCUGCAAAUCAGCUCUCGCAAUUCGUUUUCACAAAAUCGUUUUGCAAAACCUACGGUCAGCGAAUGGAAAACUGGUAAAAUACAGUGCACAAAGUGCUGGUGAUGAUGAAACGAUAGUGACGGUACCACAUAAGCUUGCGUACGUGAUAAAUUGCAGAAAGAAAAAGAAGGUGAAAACGCGAACGAUCGUAGGAGGAGAUCGAAUUUCGUCUCGACAAUCUCGCUAAAGAAUCUAUGAGCCCACCGAGGAUGGCAGAGUAUGGCGACUAAUCCCUUCAAGCAUCCGCCGCCGACUUCCAGCACUAGCGAGAACAACUGUAGCACCUACGACGAGUACGAUGAACAAGCGCCACUGCGGCAUUCGUCGGCACCAGCAACACCAGCAGGCUCAAGUGUCCCGUCCACACCGGACAGUAGCAGUAUCCUAAAGCAGCGUGCACCGUGCGCCUGCUCCAACAUCAGCAUUAUGCAGCUGUUCCACGAGAUGAAGCAGAAGUAUCCUACCGUCCCGGACACGGUCGUGUCGGAGCUGGUCACGCAGAACUGCCACGAUCGACCGGCGUGCGUGAGCAAGCUGGAGGAGGCCGUCCUCGGGACGCCCGCCCAGACGACCUACCCCGCCCAGUCGAUCCACAGCGGUAGCCUGAAGCGGCGCAGUGCGGAACAGCGGAGUCGACAGUCGGGCGGCAGCAGACAGGAUGGAAAUGGCUUUAGCAAUAGUAACAGCAGCAGCAACAGCAGCACCAGCAGUCGGGAGAGUAGCGUAGAUAGUAGCAGGUUGCGGGGAGCCAUCAACGGAGGGCCUCAGUUCGUGGUAAACUCCGUUGGUCCAUCUGGCGCAGGCGGGGGAGGAGGUCUUCAUGAUAGACUAGCAGGGGAUGGCAGAGUGCCAACAAUACCACACCGUCCUACGACACUCGCUUUCGGUACUUCGAGUUCCCCAAUGGGAUACGCGGGUGGUGGUGGUGUUGGUGGAAGUGGUAUACCACCACCUCCACCGACUCGCCCUCAUCGGACGGCACCGGCUUGCCCACCCAGCGGGUCGCUGGCUACGUCCACCAUAACGACCACAACGACCGCAAGCAGUAAUGCCGAUUUGGGUGAAACGGUUAACCUGCAGGUGAAUGUAACCGUAUCCCCCAAGCCUGGAGGCCCGCUGCAUGUCGGGCAGCGCCAUACUUCGACGAUCUCGCUCCAACCGGAACCACCGUACUCGCGGGAACUAGCCCAAGUUAGUAGUACCUUCAACAGUGGUGUGGUACCAGCGUCAGCAGGCCAUGCAGCCGGACCCUCGCAGGGCAAUUCAUCUGGUGGCGUCUCUGGAAGCAAUGGGAAUACCGUUGGAGCUGGCGGUGGAGGACGUAGCUCGACGUCGGUCAAUCUGACCUUGCGGCAACCGACAGACGGACGGCCUCACUCUCCCAUCCACAUCCACGCUAGCCCCCUCAAGUAUACGUCGGGGAACUUCAACGCCCAGGCCGGCAUCCAGUCGAAGCUGGAGGUUACCUUCGGCGAAGGUUUCGGGUCGUUCAGUGCGAUGCGUGCCCAUAUCCCCGGGUACGAAUCGUACCAGGGAACGCACAGGCCGUUGGACACACAGACGACAUCACUCAACACCUUACAGUAUCAACAACAACAACAACAACUGCAGGAGCCUCUGUUUGAGCAGCGAGAUAGCUAUCGAUAUCAGUCGCCCGGAACUGCGAUGCCAUCCCGCUUUCAGACACCGUUAUCAUCCUCCUCGCCUCUUCCCAGCGUGGUGCAUAGAGUGCAGACGCCCCGUGGUCUUAUGGGAGCCCUCAGAGGAGGGUCGCUGUUUGCUACCGGUCGGCAACUAGAGAACGAUGGACUUACGAAGGAAAUGCGGUACCAAAAUUUUGUUGUGGCAGAAAUGGCCGUCUCGCAGCAGCUGGAGCAGAAACAGAGACUAAGUCGUGAGGUGGAGAGGAAGCAGAUCCAGUUCGAGUCGAUUUGUCGCGAAAUCUUCGUACUGCAGCAACCCUUGCUGCACAUCGACGCGGAGCUGCUCGAUCGGGAGGUAUUGCUUUUAGCAGCGGAAGUCGAACAGCUACAGAAGGAGGUGGACUCGUGCGAUGAUGAGGAGGCUCGUGCAGCCGUUGCCAUAGGAUCCUCGAUAACGGACGGAUUGAGUGCACUGAGCGUCGAAGGAGGAUCACCAAUGCUCCCAUCGGGUGCAAGCAAUGCCGCGGUCGUUAAUCGUCCGCCACGUCCUCCGAGACCACCACCUCCAAGGGCCACUACGCAAUCACCGUCUCGUACCAGUUCCGGUAGCAUUACACCCGGUACUCCUCUUUUAGCUAGUGUUCCUUUCGGUGGUGGCUGUCCGGGGGCCGCACACACCUCUUCCUCAGGCUCUUCUCCCUGCUCAACGUCCUCCUCAAUAAACUACGGAGUAGGGAAUGGUGAUCCAACGUCCACUCGACUACAUCCUCCCGGCAGCAGCGCCAGCAACAUAGCAGGCGGUGACGAACAGGCAGCGGCCUCCGGCUCGAAUCAACCCUGGACCUGCACUCUUUGUACAUUCCAAAACCACGAACUCAUGACCUCGUGUGAACUCUGCACGUUGCCGAAAGCAUCCGGUAGUAAAACGCAGCUUCCCGAAAACGCGCAAAGAUCAGGCCUAGCGGUGGCCACCACCUCCAAUGCGGUCUCCGGGACAGACGUGUGCGAUGGUGGUGGUGUUCCUGUAGGUGUCGCUCUGCUAAGGCGUCAGCACCUUUCGGUGGACACAGGUGUUGCGGCGGCUGCUGCUGCGGCAGCGGCGGCUGCUGCGGCUGCUGUUGUUGGCGCGUCGGUCGGACCUUCAACGGCUCCACCUUAUCCGGGUGGUUGUGAAAUGCCACCACCAUCCUUUGCCUCCCUUUCCUGCCCUUCAUCCAACCCCUCGAUUGCGCUACAAACAACAUCCCAAACCUCCCAACAACUCCAGCAACCGGGCCAACAACAUCCAACCCAGCAGCAGCAGCAGCAGCAACAGCCGAACCCACCUCCGUUGCAAAAUGCUCAAUAUCAGAAAUCAUCCAUCGAAUGCUAAACUAACAAUGCGCGCGACAAAUGACCAAAGUGUGUCCGAUGGUGUUGCACUGCAUGACGAGUGGCCGGCAUAUAAGACGGAUUACGGCCCCAAUGUUUUCGGUAGGGCUUUUCAACAUAUUUUUUUUUUCUGCAUGCCAGAGAGUACGUGAUUUAAAGGACACUUGUGCAUGGUUUUGUACCAGACACGAUUUUCGUCCAUCGUGGUGUGUUGCUGUGUUGGAAUGGUUAUUUUAUUAUCUUUUUGAUUUCGUUUUUAUUACUACGAACACUUUAUGCUAACCAACAGUAUGAUGUUCUAAUUAACUACUAGUUAACUUCUUUAUAAAUGUAUGCCUUGCGUGGAUUGAUACAAAUUAAUGCAUUAUGGCCCACACCUUUAUUCACUUUAUACACGUUUGCAUAUUUAUCUACUCGAACAAACGCUUUGUCAGGUUAUUUCUUUUCCGCUCGUUUUCUCAACAAACGUUUCAUCCUUCCUUUCACUUGGGACCACACCAAGCUACCGAAAGAUGGGAAUCUAAUGUGAUACAUUGUGAGGAUGGAAAAUUAUGUCGAAAAAAAGUAAUCGACGCACUUCAAGUUAACGGUAGAGUUUCCGUCGGAAGAAUGGAGUUGUUUCAUUGGAACUGUGCUUCCUUCUGCUUGGAAGUAUUAUCAGGGAACUAUAAGUAAGAUAAAGCGCAUGAUAAGUGUAGAUUUUUUAUUAUAUUUAAUUAAAUUCAUAAUUUUACUCAGGCAGGAGAAAAAAAAAAUACAAAAACAGUUAACAGACUGUUUUUCAGACAAUAUUUUGGCAAAUACUUUGAUAACGAUCAUACUU